AGUAACGCAGUAGUCAUUCUCCUUCACUUUUCACCUCUUCUCAAAACCCUCGCGCCACUAUUUUUUUCCCUUUUUUUUUUACCAUUUUAUGGACCUCUUCGCCGCCGAUCACUUCCCCGUCCCCGACCACGUCGCUCCAUUUCCCGAUUCCGGCGACCUUCUAUUCCCUGCCGACCUCCUCUCCCACCGCCACAACCCCCAGAAGCUCCGCCCCAUCCGGUCCCUUCCCUCCGCUCUCAAUGCCCACCCUCGUCCGCCCGAUCUGAUUGCCUCCGAGUCGGGUCACACCCCGAGCCAAGAAUCUGACUCGGCUUUGGAUGCGGAGGAUGAAGAGGAGAAUGAUGACAAUUCAUCAGCAAGCCCUGAAGGAAAUGCGGAGAGAUACAAAUCCAUGAUGGACCUUACAAUGUCAUAAAAAACUGGGACUAUGCUGGACUGGUGGAAAAAAUAGACAAUGGUGAAGGCAAGUGCUGGACUACUAAGGUGCACUGUGAGGAGGAGCUAACAGAAGCAAUAAAGAUAGCAAUGGAAAGAAAAAAGAGUUGCCUAUGCUUCAUUGAAGUGAUAGUUGAGAGCGAUGAUGCAAGCAAGGAAUUGAUUGUGUUGGGAAGCAGGCUUGCGGCUUUUAGUGGUCGCCCACCUAAGGAUAAUUAAGAUUUCGCAGAUCUUAUAACAUAUAUUAUACUAUUGUUUAAAGUUUAUUUAUCAUCAUCCAAAUAUAAUAUUUUAUCAUUACAAAUUGUCAUUAGUCAAUUAUUUGAAAAAAAACAUUAUCAAACAAAUACUUUUAUACUAAGAACGUAGUCUAUGUAGGGCUAGCUUCAUGUUUGCAUGAGUUGUAUUAAAUAAAUAGAAAAGAGGAUUGCUUGAUUUAUUGCUGGUUUUACAUGUAUUUGUAU
Vigna angularis (adzuki bean) is the source of this 899-nucleotide messenger RNA. RefSeq lists its product as uncharacterized. The record is from RefSeq and is a predicted model, not a curated record. The transcript has 4 exons. Lineage: Eukaryota; Viridiplantae; Streptophyta; Magnoliopsida; Fabales; Fabaceae. The coding region runs from base 89 to 415 and encodes 108 amino acids.